This is a messenger RNA of Nyctereutes procyonoides (raccoon dog), 2651 nucleotides long. RefSeq names its product solute carrier family 2 member 11 (gene SLC2A11). Gene Ontology annotation, molecular function: hexose transmembrane transporter activity. NCBI's taxonomy places the organism in Eukaryota, Metazoa, Chordata, Mammalia, Carnivora, Canidae. Gene Ontology annotation, cellular component: membrane. Gene Ontology annotation, biological process: monosaccharide transmembrane transport. The transcript has 12 exons. The coding region runs from base 94 to 1578 and encodes 494 amino acids. The record is from RefSeq and is a predicted model, not a curated record.
CCACGGCACCGCGCUCCUCUCGGCGCGCAUGCGCUUUCCCCCGAGCGGCCACGGCGGCGGCGGUUCUGUGCGGCAAACCCGGUGUUGCGGCGAAUGCUGGAGAAAUGCAUGCAGGGCAGGGUCCUGCUCCUGACCAUCUGUGCGGCUGGCAUUGGUGGGACUUUUCAAUUUGGCUACAACCUCUCCAUCAUCAAUGCCCCAACUUUGCACAUUCAGGAGUUCAUCAAUGAGACCUGGAGGGUGCGUACCGGCCAGCCGCUGCCCCGCCACCUAGUUCUGUUGGUGUGGUCCCUCAUUGUGUCUCUGUACCCCCUGGGGGGCCUCUUCGGAGCACUGCUUGCUGGGCCCCUGGCCGUCAUGCUGGGAAGGAAGAAGUCCCUCCUGGUGAAUAACAUCUUUGUGGUGGCCGCAGCAACCCUGUUUGGCUUCAGCCGCAGAGCAGGCUCCUUUGAGAUGGUCAUCCUGGGCAGGCUGCUCAUAGGAGUCAGUGCAGGCGUGAGCAUGAGUGUCCAGCCCAUGUACCUGGGGGAAAGUGCCCCCAAGGAGCUCCGAGGAGCCGUGGCCAUGACCCCAGCCAUCUUCACCGCCCUGGGGAUCGUGAUGGGUCAGGUGGUUGGACUCAGGGAGGUCCUGGGUGACCCAUGGGCCUGGCCCCUGCUGCUGGCCAGCUGUCUGGUGCCUGGAGUGCUCCAACUUGCCUCCCUCCCUCUGCUCCCUGAGAGCCCACGCUACCUCCUCAUUGACUGUGGGGACACUGAGGCCUGCCUGGCAGCCCUGCAGCGGCUGCGGGGCACCGCCGACGUGGUGCAGGAGCUCUCGGAGCUGGACGAGGAGCGAGCCGCCUGCCGGGGCCAGCGAGCGCGGCGCCCGUGGGAGCUGCUGCAGGACCGCGGGCUGCGGAGGCAGGUGACCAGCCUGGCCGUGCUGGGCGGCGCCUUGGAGCUGUGCGGGAACGACUCGGUGUACGCGGUCGCCUCGUCGGUGUUCCGGGGGGCCGGCGUCCCCGACGCGGAGGUCCAGUACGCCGUCGUGGGCACCGGGAGCUGCGAGCUGCUGGCGGCCUGCGUGUCGUGUGUGCUGAUCGAGAGGGUGGGCCGCCGCGUGCUGCUGAUAGCCGGCUACUCCCUGAUGACCUGCUGGGGAAGUAUCUUCACCGUGGCCCUGUGCCUGCAGAGCUCCGUCCCCUGGAUGCCCUACCUGGCCAUGUCCUGCAUCUUUGCCUUCAUCCUCAGCUUUGGCAUUGGCCCCGCCGGAGUGACAGGGAUCCUGGCCACGGAGCUGUUUGACCAGAAGUCCCGGCCAGCUGCCUAUAUGGUCUGCGGAGCGCUCAUGUGGAUCUUGCUCUUCCUGGUCGGGCUGGGGUUUCCGUUCAUCAUGGAGGGCUUGUCCCACUUUUUCUAUGUGCCUUUCCUUGGUGUCUGUGUCUGUGGGGCCAUCUAUACUGCCUUCUUCCUCCCCGAGACCAAAGGCAAGAGCUUCCUGGAGAUCUCCGAGGAAUUGGACAGACUCAGCUUCCUUAAGCAGAACCAGGGCCCUGACUGGUCGGGCCCAGAAGUCAUCCUGUCCACAGAGCUGUAGCUCUGUAGGUACGGCGGGGGCCCAGAGCCAGCUGUUGCUCUCUCCUUUGCUUCCUGCUGAGGGUCCUGGCCCUCUGCAUUCCCUAAUUCUUGCAUUCAUUUGUUUAAUGAGUGCUUAUUAAGCACCUACUGCAUGCACGCUUGGUGCCAGGUGCUUAGCAAUCUGUGGUGAGCCAGAGAGACAGGAUCAGGACCUGCUGGUGCCCUGUCUAGAGGCAAUUAACAGGAAACCAAUAAAAAUAAUCACAAACUCUAGGAAAUGCUGUAGGAGAAAAUACAGAUUAUGAAGUGUGUGCAUACUAGGGAGCCUCACUUAGUUUGAGGAGGGUGGUCAGAAAAAAAUUUUCUGGGGGCACCUGGCUGGCUCAGUCGAUAUAGCAUGAGACUCUUGAUCUCAGUGUUGUGGGUUUGAGAGCAGUGUUGAGUGUAGAGAUUACUUAAAAAUACACUCUUUGGGCACCCAGGUGGCUCAGUCGGUUAAGUGCCCUGCUCUUGAUUUUGUCUCAGGUCAUGAUCUCAGGGUGGUGAGAUCAAACCCCAUGUCAGGCUCCACACUGGGCAUGAAGCCUACUUGGGAUUCUCACUCCCCCUCUCCCUCUGGUUUUCCCCUCCCCUGACCUCUAGGUGUGUGUGUGUGUGUGUGUGUGUGUGUGUAAUUUGAUUAGUUUUGGCAGAUGUAUAUGCCCAUGAAACCACCACCACCACCACAAAGUAGGACAUUCACAUCACCCCAAAAGCUGCCUCGUACCCCUUUGCAAUCAGUAGGCCCCCACCUGCAGCCCUAGGCAACCACUAACCUGCCAUCUGCCCCCAUAGGUCACAUUUGCUCUUUAUAGAGUUUGAUAUAAUUCUAUACUUUAUAUAUGCAUUUGUGUCUGUGUUUGCUCCAAAUAAAGUUUUUGGGAUUCCCGCAUGUUGUCACAUGUAUUAGUAUAUAUUCCUUUGUGUUGCUGAGCAGUAUUCCACUGCAUGGAUGUAUUGUAAUUUGUUUACCAUUUACCUGUUGAUGGACAUUCUGGGCUGUUUCUGAAUCUUGGCCAUCAUGAAUAAAACUGGAUAAACAUUUCUGUACAA